CCCCCUGCUUUCCAGUCCCCCACCUCUCUUAACCAUUCCAAUCUUUCCCUUCCUUCUCUCCUUUCCCCACCAUUUGCCUUGAAGAAACAUCCCUCCUCCCUCCUGCUCUUUCCACCUCUCUCUCUCUGUAGUCUGAUAUUGAAUGAUCAAUAUUGACAUAGUGAUUGAAUAAUGGGGACUCCGGUCAACAUCAUCGUCGGGUCUCAUGUCUGGGUGGAGGAUCCUGAGCUCGCUUGGAUCGAUGGAGAAGUCACGGAGAUCAAAGGCAGCGAUGCCACCAUAAUCACCAUGGACGGCAAGAAGAUAGUGGCAAAUCUUUCCAGUAUCUAUCCAAAGGAUACAGAAGCUCCUCCAGCUGGGGUAGAUGAUAUGACCAAGUUGGCCUACCUCCAUGAACCAGGAGUUUUAUAUAACCUCGCUUCCCGUUAUUCCCUGAAUGAGAUAUAUACAUACACAGGGAAUAUAUUAAUUGCCGUGAACCCUUUCCGAAGGUUGCCCCAUCUCUAUGACGUCCAUAUGAUGGAACAGUACAAUGGUGCUGCUUUUGGGGAGCUAAGUCCACAUCUUUUCGCAGUUGCAGAUGCCUGCUACAGAGCAAUGAUUAACGAUCAUGGGAGCCAAUCUAUCUUGGUUAGUGGGGAGAGUGGGGCUGGUAAAACAGAGACAACAAAAAUGCUCAUGAGAUAUCUAGCUUUCAUGGGUGGAAGAUCAGGUACAGAGGGUCGAACAGUAGAGCAGCAAGUCUUGGAGUCUAAUCCAGUAUUAGAAGCAUUUGGGAAUGCCAAGACAGUCAAGAACAAUAACUCAAGUCGUUUUGGUAAAUUUGUUGAAAUCCAAUUUGACAAAUAUGGGAAGAUUUCUGGAGCUGCAGUCCGCACGUAUCUUCUUGAGCGCUCGAGAGUUUGUCAGGUAUCUGACCCUGAGAGGAACUAUCAUUGCUUCUACAUGCUCUGUGCUGCGCCACCAGAGGAUGCAAAGAAGUUUAAAGUUGCAGAUCCGAGAACAUUCCAUUAUUUAAAUCAAACAAAUUGUUAUGAGGUAGCAAAUGUGGAUGAUGCAAGGGAAUACCUGGAGACGAGAAAUGCCAUGGAUGUUGUUGGAAUUAGUCAGGAAGAGCAGGAUGCAAUCUUCUGUGUAGUGGCUGCUAUCCUUCACCUGGGAAACAUCGAAUUUGCUAAAGGGAAUGAAAUCGAUUCCUCAAAGAUAAAGGAUGAGAAGGCAGUCUACCACCUUAAAACAGCAGCAGAGCUGCUAAGGUGUGAUGAGAAGCUACUUGAAGACUCUCUUUGUAAGCGUGUGAUAGUUACACCAGAUGGCAACAUCACAAAGCUUCUUGAUCCAGAUUCUGCUGCACUAAGCCGUGAUGCUUUAGCAAAGACAGUAUACUCAAGGUUAUUUGACUGGAUUGUAGACAAAAUCAACAGUUCAAUUGGUCAGGAUCCUAAUGCAACAAACAUAAUUGGAGUACUUGAUAUCUAUGGUUUUGAGAGCUUCAAGAUAAACAGUUUUGAGCAACUAUGUAUCAACUUAACCAAUGAGAAACUGCAGCAACAUUUCAAUCAACAUGUAUUUAAGAUGGAGCAGGAAGAGUACACAAGAGAAGAAAUCAAUUGGAGUUAUGUGGAGUUUGUUGACAAUCAAGAUGUGUUGGAUCUUAUAGAAAAGAAACCUGGAGGAAUAAUUGCACUUUUGGAUGAGGCAUGCAUGUUUCCAAAAUCAACUCAUGAGACAUUUGCACAGAAGAUGUACCAAACGUACAAAGCACACAAGCGAUUCAGCAAGCCAAAACUUGCUCGAACUGCCUUCACCAUCAAUCAUUAUGCCGGAGAUGUCAUAUACCAAGCUGAUCAGUUCCUUGACAAGAACAAAGAUUAUGUCGUGGCAGAACAUCAAGCUUUAUUAAAUACCUCAAAGGAUCCUUUUGCUGCAAAUCUCUUUCCUCCAUUACCUGAAGAAUCUUCAAAGCAGUCCAAGUUCUCCUCCAUCGGUACUCGCUUUAAGCAACAACUACAAUCGCUCAUGGAGACUCUCAAUACAACAGAGCCACAUUACAUCAGAUGUGUGAAGCCCAAUGCUGUACUGAAACCAGGGAUCUUUGAAAAUAUCAAUGUCUUGAACCAAUUGAGAUGUGGGGGUGUGCUCGAAGCGAUCAGGAUUAGUUGUGCUGGGUACCCCACAAAGAGGACAUUUGAUGAGUUCAUCGAUCGUUUUGGAAUGCUUGCACCAGAUGUUAUAGACAGCUCUGAUGAGAAGGCAGCAUGUGCAGCUAUUUGUGAUAGAAUGGGUUUGAAGGGCUAUCAGAUAGGAAAGACAAAGGUGUUCCUCAGAGCAGGUCAGAUGGCUGAGCUGGAUGCUCGAAGAAUUGAAGUAUUGGCUAAUGCUGCAAGACUUAUUCAGAGGCAGAUACGAACACAUCUGGCACGGAAAGAAUUCAUUAUUCUACGGCAAGCCUCAAUUCAGAUGCAAAAGCUGUGGAGAGCAAAACUAGCACGCAAGCUAUACGAAUAUAUGAGGAGAGAAGAUGCUUCAAUACGCAUACAGAAAUAUACACGUGCUCAUACUGCCAGAAAAACUUAUACAAAAUUGCGAACGGCAACAAAAGUUAUACAGACAGGAUUACGUGCGAUGGCAGCCCAUAAUGAGUACAGACAUAGAAGGAGAACUAAGGCUGCUAUAAUCAUUCAGACUCAAUGGCGUUUACAUCAAGCUCGAUCAGCUUAUAAACAACAAAAGAAGGCCACUCUGAUACUUCAAUGUCUCUGGAGAGCACGCAUUGCAAGAAAGGAGCUUCGGAAGCUCAGAAUGGCUGCAAGGGAGACAGGGGCACUCAAAGAAGCCAAGGACAAGUUAGAAAAACGUGUUGAGGAGCUUACAUGGAGAUUAGAAUUUGAAAAACACAUGAGGACUGACCUUGAAGAAGCCAAAGGGCAAGAAAUUGCAAAGCUACAAUCUGCAUUACAAGAAAUGCAGGAGAAGCUUGAGGAAGCCCAUGCGGCAAUCAUCAAGGAAAAAGAAGUGGCAAGAAUAGCAAUUGAACAAGCACCGCCAGUAAUCAAAGAGGUGCCUGUUGUGGAUAAUACCAAGUUAGAGUUGUUAACCAAUCGCAAUACAGAGCUAGAGGAUGAAUUAAGCAUCUUCAGAAACAGAGCUGAGGAAUUUGAGCAAAGAUAUUCUGAGGUUCAAAAACAAACUGAAGCAUUACUUAAAGAUACAGAAGAAUACCAGUCAAAAAUAAGUCAACUGCAAGAGACAAUAGAAAGACUUGAAACAAAUAUUUCUAGCAUAGAGUCCGAGAACCAGGUUCUGCGGCAGCAAGCUUUGGUUGCAUCAACAAAUGAAGAUUUGUCAGAGCAAAUCAAAAGCCUUGAGAACAAAAUUGCCACAUUGGAAUCAGAGAAUCAGUUGCUGCAAAGUCGACCAGUGGUAGUUACUCAACCAGUUGUAACUACUGAACUGGUACAACCACCAGUCAUUAAGGCCUUGGAGAACGGCCACCAAGAUGGAGAAGAAUCCAAAGUAAUAACAAAAGAGUCGCCAGUCGUCCCUCUCGCACCAGCUCUAAGCAAACAGAAGUCUCUGACUGACAGGCAACAGGAAAACCAUGAUGCACUUAUCAAGUGUCUCAUGGAGGAUAAGCGUUUUGACAAGAAAAGACCGGCUGCAGCAUGCAUUGUUUACAAGUCACUGCUCCAGUGGCACUCAUUUGAAGCAGAGAAGACAAACAUAUUUGAUCGCAUCAUUCAUACAAUCAGGUCAUCAGUUGAGAAUCAGGAGAAUGUUGGAGAACUUGCUUAUUGGCUUUCAACAACAUCUACCCUUUUAUUUCUUCUACAAAACACUCUCAAAGCAAGCAGUGCAUCAACUACAAAAUCACACCGAAGUCGAACCACAACUGUCACAUUGUUCACUAGAAUGGCACGAAACACCCGUUCAUCUUCAUCAGGAAUGGGGAUUUCCAGUGGAUACAGUGGAAUGGUAGGCAAAUCUGAUGACCAGUCCAGAGUGGAGGCAAAGUACCCAGCCUUACUAUUUAAGCAACAUCUAACUGCAUAUGUUGAGAAAAUAUAUGGAAUGAUCCGAGACAGUCUGAAGAAAGAGAUCAGUCCAUUCUUAACAAUGUGCAUACAGGCACCAAGAUCUGUACGAGCUAGAUCAAUUCGUGGAUCUUCCAAGAGUAUCCAUUCCACUAUUGUGGCAAAGCAAGCAUCGAGUAUGCACUGGCAAAGUAUUGUCAAGAGCAUGGAUCGCAUCUUGGGGAUAAUGUGUGAAAAUUAUGUGCCUUCUAUGAUAAUAAGGAAAAUUUUCAGCCAAGUAUUUGCAUUCAUAAAUGUACAACUCUUUAACAGCUUGCUACUCCGUCGGGAAUGCUGCUCAUUUAGCAACGGAGAAUUUGUUAAGGCUGGCUUGCAGGAGUUGGAACAAUGGUGCUUCAAAGCUACAGAAGAGUUUGCAGGGUCUGCAUGGGAUGAGCUCCAACACAUUAGACAAGCAAUCGGAUUUCUGGUUUUGCAUCAGAAGGCAAACAAAUCCUUGGAAGAGAUCAUGAAUGAGUUAUGCCCAGUCUUGAGCAUUCCUCAAAUCUAUCGGAUUGGAACGAUGUUUUGGGACGACAAAUAUGGAACACAAGGCUUAUCUCAAGAUGUAAUUGCUAAGAUGAGGACAUUGAUGACCGAUGACUCGAUCAACAUCCCAAAUAAUUCUUUCUUGUUGGAUGACGACUCGAGCAUACCGUUCUCGUUGGACGACAUAUCACGGUCGGUGCUGGACAUCAGCCUCGCCGACGUGGAGCCGCCACCGCUCCUCCGACACAACUCGGAGUUCCAUUUCCUCUUACAACAGCGCACGGAUUGAGAGAUUUUUUUUCCCAUUUAUUUGCAUUUUUUUCAUUCACAAAAGAAAGGGAAAGUGUAAUGUAAAUUUUUGGGUGCCAUUUUCUUGGGUGUUCCAAAAAAAAAGGUAAUUUUUUAUUUUUUUCUUCCUUGGAAAAUCACACUGAUUUUUUGAGUCAAAGGUGUGUCUUUUGGAGUUGGGUUGGGUUGGAGGGUUUGUUACAUUAAUU
Molecule: messenger RNA, 5059 nt
Organism: Elaeis guineensis (African oil palm)
Lineage: Eukaryota; Viridiplantae; Streptophyta; Magnoliopsida; Arecales; Arecaceae
Product: myosin-12
Biological process (GO): actin filament organization
Cellular component (GO): membrane; actin cytoskeleton; myosin complex
Molecular function (GO): microfilament motor activity; actin filament binding; ATP binding
Source: RefSeq, a predicted model, not a curated record